CUCCGAAUGAAUAAAGACACUUCCUGUGUCACCCUUAAACGAAACAUUUUAAAGUGUUCAUGGCUUGACGGUACCUAAAGGUAUUAGACUUAAAUAAAAACAAAGCCCAAAAUGAACUACGUACCAGGGACGGCAAGCCUCAUUGACGACAUUGAUAAAAAGCACCUGGUACUGCUCCGAGAUGGCAGGACGUUAAUUGGUUACCUCAGAAGCAUCGAUCAAUUUGCCAAUUUAGUCUUUCAUCAGACAGUUGAGCGGAUCCACGUGGGAAAGAAGUUUGGUGACAUCCCCAGAGGAAUAUUCAUCGUGAGGGGAGAAAAUGUGGUGCUCCUUGGAGAGAUAGAUGUGGAUAAGCCCUGCGACACAGUCCUGCAGCAGGUCUCCAUUGAAGAGAUUCUGGAGGAGCAGCGGUUGCAGCAGCAAGCUAAACAAGAGACAGAGAAAGUCAAAAUGCAAGUGUUGAAGGACCGAGGCCUUUCCAUACCCAAAGCCGAUAACUUAGACGAGUACUAGCACUGCCUUGUUUCCAGGAGUUUCAUUCUCAGUUCGUUUCAGACGUGCGUUUUAUGUUGAAUUUGCUGGUGUAUUGUCAUUUUGAUUUUUCUUUUGGCAGAACAUAGCAUCAUACUGGAUCUCUAAUUUGUAAAGUAAAAAGCAGUUUUUUUUAACCUUUCCUCAGUAUCACUAGAUCAUGCUAGCUAUCCUUUUACCACAGCACUUUGUAAUAGCUCAAUAUUAUGUAAUGACUCUUUGUAGUUGGAUAUAAGGAUAUGCUUUUGAUAAAGAUUUUUUUUCUCCAUUAAAAGAAUUAAGUUCUUCAUUAUUGGAAGACCAGCUUAUAAAAUGUCAUCACAACAUCUGGCUCUUGUUUUGUUUGUAAAAUUAUUAAAAACUGUACAUUUGA
Melanotaenia boesemani (Boeseman's rainbowfish) is the source of this 904-nucleotide messenger RNA. RefSeq names its product LSM1, U6 small nuclear RNA associated (gene lsm1). The transcript has 4 exons. Bases 112 to 513 code for a protein of 133 amino acids. NCBI's taxonomy places the organism in Eukaryota, Metazoa, Chordata, Actinopteri, Atheriniformes, Melanotaeniidae. Gene Ontology annotation, molecular function: RNA cap binding. Gene Ontology annotation, cellular component: P-body; Lsm1-7-Pat1 complex. The record is from RefSeq and is a predicted model, not a curated record. Gene Ontology annotation, biological process: deadenylation-dependent decapping of nuclear-transcribed mRNA.